GUCGCCGAUGCCACUGUCGAAGUCGAACAUAACGAAACUUGAGCACGAUUGAGAAGUACGUACCACACCGCGAACACCAUUGCUGACGAUAUUGUUGGUGUGAUCUGAUUGUUAGCCACAAGAGAAGCCGUCGCAAAAUUCGUCAUUAGCCAUGGAGAGAAUGUCGGGCGUACUUUCCAAUUUCUGGCCUUGGAAUAGGAAUACUAACGAGUCGGGCAGUGGAGAGAGCAGAGAAGAGCGCAUUUCGCGGGUGAUGAGGCCCUACGAAGCCCUCGUGGUCAGAGUGCAGAGCUUGCUCAUCUGGGAAAAUCCGGUCAUGAGUUGCAUUUUCGUCGUUGGAGUCAAUCUGCUUUUCUGGCUCGUGGUCACCCUGGAUUUCAGGUUUUAUUCACUCGCCAGCCUGAUCAUGCUGUUUGUUUUCCUCUACAACCUUUGGUUCGAGCAAAUUUGGCCCGAAAUUAGAGUGCCCCCGAGGGAGGCUCCCGAUACCGAAGGCUGGACUCCCCUCCACCCUGGAGUGCUGAGUGUUCCUGAAAUCAGCCACCAUGUUAACAGACUGCAGAGCUUUGCAUCCACACUAUACAAUGGUGCGAAAAAUAUGCGACAGGAGCAACCCGGCCAGUUUUGCAUCACGGCCUCCGUUGCCUUGCUCUUCCUUCUGUUCGUUGGGAGGACCGUGUCAGGCGUUGUUCUGUCAUACAUUUCCCUGAUGGCCGCCGUCCUUCUUCCUGGCGUUUGCCUACAUCUCUUGCCCUCAAACACUUUGGACAGAGUAAGCGAGGUCAAGGAAAAACUUCUGGGCCUCAAGGCGAUUUUGUUCUGCGAUGAGAAAGACACAACAAUGACUGACUCAGACUCACUGGUGCCUGAAGUGAAACCAGAGGACAUGUCGUUGUUUAACAUCCACGCAGAGGAGGAGCGCAAUGACGAGGAUGAAGAAAUUGCCAAACUUUAUCCAGCCGAAGAAAUUCUGGCCGUGCAGGAAAGCUCUGUUCUAGACUCCCAAGUGCACUCUCUGACUCCCUCCCUGAGCGCCAUGCCGGCGCACGAUGAGGAGAGCAUGGACUGCGCAGACCUGCCAGUCGAUCCUAUUGAUGAAUCUCAAGAUCUCUCGAGUCCUCCUGAGAACGUCACCGGUAUCCGGUUCAGGUCGAAACACUUCAACAGAGACGACAGCUCAGACGAUGACAGCUUCUCUAAAGGUCUCACCUUCACUGACACCUUGACUGCCGCGCCAAUUCGCCCAGAGCCUCAAGAGGCUAACUUGGGGCCAUUCGGCGAAUUGAUGCAGAGGGUUGCUGUGGAAAAUGUAGCUAAGACUCUAGUGGAAGCGAUGACUUCUGUCGCGCACAGUGUGGUAUCUUCCGCAGCGCCUCAGACGAAGCCUUCUACUUCGGCGGCGGACAGUGACGACGAAUUUGGAGACUUUGAAAUCAUCAACGGAGAGGAUCUCCCUAAGUUCUCUCUGGGGUCUGGGCUGGUCGUAGGCACGGGUGAGCUCUCUGCUGCAUUGUUUGAGAAAUUCUUCGCAAAAUUGCGAUUUAAUUUGGAAAUCAGAACAAGCAAGUGCACAACUUCCAAAAUGGUGCUGUCAACUGUAGCUCAGUUUGACGAAAUGUGCCGACUGGGUGCAUGUCUCUCAGAAGGCGUUGAAGAAGAUUUUCUUACUUUCGCUACAAACCAAGAGGAUUGCAGAAAACAGUGGUUGCAAGCUGUUUUUGAGUGCCAGAGACUGCAGGAGAAGCUUGCUGACAGCAAUCAUGCGUUGACAGAAAUGGAAAACAAGCUGGAACAUGCGAGAAAUUUGUUGGACCAGGAGAAAAGACAGAGGAGGAAAAUUGAGCAUGAGAGAGACUCUUUGGACAAACAAAUUUCGCUUGUUCGUGAAAUGCUGGAAAACAACAAAGUGAAUGACGAAACCCGAGAAAAGUUGGCAUUCCUGGGAAACAUAUCCACAAAUAUUCAUAGAGAAAGUGAGGUUCGAAACAUCCCAUUACAAGUGAUCAACGAACUGGAGACGACUGGUUCAAUACUAUCUGAGCUGGGAUAUUCUCAAUCUGAUGAUGACCUGGAGGUGUCUGUCCUUCGCAAUGGCAAGUCAAGGCGUCGAUCUUCCCGGCCUUGUCUUCCUGAUGACGCUGCCUUUGUGCAGCCCAAACGCAGAAGGUCCAGCAAGACUAGAAAGUCAAUUGAGAUGGACAUCUCUGGGGGGCACCUGAUCGCCACAACCACAGUCACUGUGACACCUCAAGCCCAAGUGAAGGCGAGCUCUCAGCUUGAGGCCAUUCCCUCCAGGCAGAAGAACUUUGCGCCUUCUGCACCGCCGUUGAACGAUUCAACCUCGCCAGUUUCCGCAGAAGACUCGUUCUGGAAGAAAGCAGGCCCGAGCAACGUCUUCGGCCCUGGUGGAGACGGAAUUGAUCAGCCGGCCAUCAUUGGCCUGCCUUCGACUCUGGGACGCAUGAACUCGCGCAACCAUGUCUUCUGCGCCAAGAAUGUGCUCAUGCCAGAGAUGUGUGGACCGUGCGGAAAGAAGAUCAAGUUCGCUGCUAAGGUCCUGAGGUGCGUCGAUUGCAGGGCAAUUUGCCACCCUGAGUGUAAGAAUGAUGUGCCGCUGCCUUGCGUUCCCAUGGGCCUCACUCCCAUGAAGAAAAUGGGAUGCGUUGCUGACUACACCAGCAUGACUCCUCCAAUGGUGCCUGCAAUUGUGGUGCAUUGCAUCCAGGAAGUGGAGAAAAGAGGGUCCACUGAGAUAGGCAUUUACCGAGUGCCAGGGUCUGAGAAAGAAGUGAAAGCUCUCAAGGAGCGCUUCUUGAAAGGCAAAGGUGCACCAGACAUCAGCCAGACUGACAUCCACACCAUCUGUGGAGCCCUGAAGGAAUUCCUUCGUUCGCUUAAGGAGCCGCUCAUUACCCAGAGCCAGUGGAAGGACUUCACCCGGGCUUGUGAGCACCGUGACGCUGCUGAGGUCACUGCAGCGCUCUACACAGCAAUCGCAGAGUUGCCGAGACCUAAUAGAGACACCCUGGCCUAUUUGAUCAUGCACCUGCAGAGGGUCGACGGAUGGAAGGAGUGCAAGAUGUCUAUCGACAACCUGGCGAAGGUCUUUGGCCCCACCAUAGUUGGCUACUCCGCUGACGACAUGGAUGCCAUGAGAAUGGUCACUGAGACCAGGAUGCAGCAAAAUGUGAUGAGUGCCCUCCUCAAAAUUCCCUCUGAUUACUGGGCCAAUUUCCUUAACAAGGAGUCAGACCAGCUGUCUACACCAAAGGCUUUGUAUUCGACCCCUUCAUCUGCCUCUCUGCGUAGACAGUCCUCCAUCAACAAGCCAGGCUUUUUUACCAACACGCCACGAUCGGCUAGAAUGCUUCUGGGCAAGAAGGACAAGUUUUUCUCCACCCCUGACAAGUUCUAGGAAAGUGGUAUGACAGACAUGUGUCAACUUUUCUGUGUAUUUGUAUAUUUUUACAUUUAAUAGUUCUUAAAUGUAAGCUCUUAUAUUAGAAAAAUCUGUACUUUUAAGUGAUGGGCCUUCAACAGCGGUAAAUCGUAUGAUUAUUUGUGACUAACCAAAUAUUAUGAAGAUAAAAUACCUAUACUCAUAACGAACCAAUAAAAAUCUGCACAUACAUGUA
This is a messenger RNA of Cloeon dipterum, 3635 nucleotides long. It is a transcript of the gene tum, whose product is annotated as tumbleweed. Bases 152 to 3415 code for a protein of 1087 amino acids. Gene Ontology annotation, biological process: Rho protein signal transduction; mitotic spindle midzone assembly; mitotic cytokinesis. Gene Ontology annotation, molecular function: GTPase activator activity. The record is from RefSeq and is a predicted model, not a curated record. Gene Ontology annotation, cellular component: centralspindlin complex; cleavage furrow; midbody. NCBI's taxonomy places the organism in Eukaryota, Metazoa, Arthropoda, Insecta, Ephemeroptera, Baetidae. The transcript is spliced from 17 exons.